Molecule: messenger RNA, 3361 nt
Organism: Drosophila kikkawai
Lineage: Eukaryota; Metazoa; Arthropoda; Insecta; Diptera; Drosophilidae
Gene: alpha-Man-Ib
Product: alpha-Mannosidase class I b
Biological process (GO): mannose trimming involved in glycoprotein ERAD pathway; carbohydrate metabolic process
Cellular component (GO): membrane; endoplasmic reticulum
Molecular function (GO): calcium ion binding; mannosyl-oligosaccharide 1,2-alpha-mannosidase activity
Source: RefSeq, a predicted model, not a curated record
UAUCGGCUGAAGUCGCUUAGCCAUGCAGCCCUGGCAGAAAUAAUUUUAGAAUCUCUUUCUUAUUUGUAAAUUCUUUACCUAGUGUCCGACCGAGUAAUCUCGUAUUAAUCCAUGUCCGGGCCGAAUUUAGCGGGUGAAGUGGCCGGGGAAGAGUAGCCUCACCAACCUUGAGUUAGUUAGUAGCACCGAAUACCCUCAGCUGGCGGCGACGACGGCGCUCAGCCAUCGAUUUUUAUUCGAAGCGAAUGUUGCGGAAUUUCCCACUCAACUUUCCAACGCGAGUGUAAGAGAGCUCUGAAGCGAAAACAGCGACAACGGCGGCACUUGUCACAACGCAAUGAAGGACGGUGGACACAUAACGCUCACGCUUUCGCCCGGAUCGGGAUCGACAUCGGGAUUGGUGGGCGAUGAGCGGGGCAGAAAGAGUCUGCGGCGGGCUUGGAAUCAGCUGCCGCGUUGUCAGCGCAAUCUCAUCAUUCUGGGUAUUACGGCCUUGUGCGUCACGGCGGUGCUCUGCCUGAGCGGCGAUCAGUUGACAGCCACCAGCCACCAGGAUGAGGAUCCCAAGACGGCUCCCUAUCAUCUGCGUCUGCAGAAUCCCCACCACCAUCCACCAAUGCCGGAGAAGGACCAACCCGAAGCCCUAACGGAGGCGGCGCUUCCUGCUCCCGAAGAUAAGCGACAGCCCCACCCGGAGGCGUUGAGCGAUAAGUUUAAUGACAUCGUGGCCUACGGUGAUGCAAACUCUGCCGAGAAUGUGGUUCGAUUGCCGGAGACAGUGGCCGCACAGGGACCGCCGCAAGCCGUGGCCGUGCCCCCGCCAGAGAAUAACAAGGAGCAGGACAUCGGUGGGAUCGACAUACUUAAUAAUGUGGAAGAGCCCAUCGAUCAGCAGCAGCAGCAGCAGCUACACCUAAGCGAACGCGAACUGCUCGAUCAGGCCAUCCAGAGUCCGCUGAAGCUGGGCGGUGUCAGCUUCAAGGAGCAUCUGCGCAGGAUUCAACCGCUGCUGGCCAAGGCCCAGCACUUCCACGGAGCAACCAAUGAGCGGCAAUCGGCGGUGGUGGCGGCCUUUAAGCACUCCUGGGCGGGAUACAAGAAGUACGCCUGGGGACAUGACAAUCUGAAGCCCAUCUCGCAAUACUCGCAUGAGUGGUUUGGCCUUGGUCUGACCAUUGUGGACUCUUUGGACACCAUGUACAUUAUGGGUUUGGAUGAUGAAUUCAAAGAGGCUCGCGACUGGAUAGACCAUUCACUGCGCUUCGACACUAAGCGUGAUGUUAAUCUUUUCGAGGUGACCAUACGAGUUCUGGGCGGCUUGCUGUCUGCCUAUCAUCUCAGCGGGGACACAAUGUUUCUCGCCAAGGCAUCAGAGUUGGGCAACCGCUUGUUGCCCGCCUUCCUGUCGCCGUCUAGCAUUCCCUAUUCGGACGUAAAUCUCGGCGAUCUUUCGGCACACGCGCCCAAAUGGUCACCGGACAGUUCCACCAGCGAAGUCACCACCAUUCAGCUAGAGUUCCGUGACCUGAGUCGCUCCACAAACAUUUCCAUUUACGAACAGGUUGCCCACAAAGUGAACGAGAAGGUACAUGAACUGGAAAAGAAUCAUGGCCUUGUGCCCAUAUUCAUCAAUGCAAACACGGGGACCUUCCGUAACUAUGCCACGAUUUCACUGGGCGCACGAGGGGACUCUUACUAUGAGUAUUUGCUCAAGCAAUGGGUUCAGACUGGCCGCCGGGAUAACGAUAACCUUAUCUUGGAUUACAUGCAGGCCAUUGAUGGCGUGCUCACCGAGCUAAUGCGUCGCACUCCGCGGGAGCAUUGGGUUUAUAUUGGCGAGCUGAUCAAUGGCAAAGAUUUCAAGCCGAAAAUGGACCAUCUGACGUGCUACUUGCCGGGAACUCUGCUCCUGGGACACCAGAACGGUAUGCCGGACUCGCACUUGAUCUUGGCCAGGGACUUGAUGGAUACUUGCUAUCAGACUUACAUUAUGAAUCCCACACACUUGGCCGCAGAGAUUUCGUACUUUGCACUCACGGAUAAGGACGAACAGGACAUCUAUGUAAAGCCUAACGAUGCACACAACCUGCUGCGGCCAGAGUUCGUGGAGAGUCUGUACUAUUUCUACGCGUUGACCGGAAAUCGCACAUACCAGGACAUGGGUUGGACCAUAUUCCAGGCAUUCGAGACACACGCCAAGGUGAAUGCUGGCUAUACGUCACUGGGAAAUGUAAAGAACACGCAGAGCACGCGCCUGCGCGAUCUGAUGGAGAGCUUCUGGCUGAGCGAGACCUUGAAGUACUUUUACCUGCUGUUCAGCGAUGACCGCAAGGAGAUCGAUCUGGAACAGUGGGUCUUCAAUUCGGAGGGCCAUCCACUGCCUGUGUAUCCGCUCAAGACUUAAUUAGGAAACUAAUUGGAGGGCAGCGCAACUUAGUUGCGUCAGCGUAGCGAACUAAUUGGAAACUCGAAUGGAGGGAGGUGGCGCAUUUAGGCUGCAAUAAUCUCGUACUCGUACUCGUACUCGUACUCUAGCGCAAAUGCCAAAUACUAUGCUAAGCUUAGGGUUAGGCCGAGCUCACACACAGUUGGUGGCCAAUUGAAGGAAGCAGUGUCCCAUGCUGGGAUGGGUCCAUUCAGAUUAAGGGGGGGAGAUGCAUAUAGAUAACGAAAUAGUAUAUGUUUUUAACUAUUAACUGCAUUUGGAAUAAUUGUUAUAUUUCGAAAAACAAAAAUCCAAAUUUGUUAUUUUUUUCAAAUAAUUAAAUUUUUUUCUUUUUUAAAUGUCGGACGUAGGCGUCAUUUUUGUAAUUGUUCUCCUAACGUCGAAAUCCUUAAAAAAAAUAGAUAACUUCCUAAAUGGUAUAAAAUUCGAGAUGAGUUAUUUUACGAAAACAAAAUUUCGUUUAUAUGUGAAUCUCUCCCCCUCUCAAAGCGAAACAAAAUUCAAAAUCAAUUUUAAUAUGUCUCCUUUGAACAAUGUAAAUGAUAUGAUAUUUUAACUAAAUGCAAUAUAGCGAUUUAGAUGUGUUUUUAAUAUCAGCCGCGAUCGAUUGUAUCUAUAUUCUUUGUACUGAUAUCUGUUAUUUUGUAAUAAUUUAUUUCCUACUAUAUAAGCACCUCGAUAUUGGGCCAUUGCUGAUCCCUCUCAGCCAGAAGGUUUUAACUUGGUAAUCUCCCUAGUAGUUCAAUGUGUGUAUGUAUUUACUUUAGCCAGAAGUUAGGAGCACAAAGUCAAUUUGUGUGUGUAAACUAAACAGUACGAAUCUCAGCCAACAAAGGCUUCAUUCAAACCCAGAAAAAAAAAACAUUAGGAAAAACAGCCGAUAUAAUAAAAUGCGAGAGUUUUCUUAAAAUUUGA